GGUUCUUAAAUAAGGACUUUAAGAACCGGUUCUUAAAUAAGGACUUUAAGAACCGGUUCUUAGCUUUUUUAGUCAAAAGUUAAUAAACAGUUUCUUAACUUCCGUUAAGAACUACACUCUAAUAACUCCGGGUUAAUCAUGGUCUAAGGUCUUUACUGAUGAUGCACCUCCAAACACUUUGAUUAUAUUAUAAUUAUGUAGCUCGUGCAGGCAGAUCUAUCUUCUUGAUCUUGGAUAUGUCCCCACCCCACGUCAACUGUAUUUGGACAUUUUCAUAUUUUUAGAAAAUGAAGUCAACAACACUUUAGGUUACAUUACAUUAUUAUACGUGCGAGUCAUGACUACAAACUAAAGUAGUCACCAGACGUGCAACCCAUUCUUCUCCGCAUAUAAGUAUCAAUCAAUCUGUUUUGGUUGUCUAUUUCAAAUCAGUUCUCAUUUAUUUUCAGACCAACUUAAGAAAAAUUAAAAAAUGGCGAUAGAUGUUCUCAGCUUCAGGGACGAUAGUAGUCAGGAGGAUUGGCAUGACUUUGAGGUUCUAGGCCGUGGGGACGAGCCCAAGAUUCUGAUCAAGAAGACAAGUAUGCACUCCGACUCCGAGAGACGAAUCUCUGUUGAUCCUAAAUCUCUAUUGUCAAGGAACGGGAGCUUGGACAUGAUAUCCUCAAGGCCUAAAGACAUCGACGACCUGGCAUUGUCUCAGCCGUUGGAUCAUCAAGAUAAGACUAAGUUCAUGAGUUGCAGCCUCCCAAACUCAGUAGCCAUGUCACCUAGACAUAGCACGAGUCAUAACUGGAAGGACAGGACCACGGAACAAGUUCUUGACCUAAUGCUCGUCCAAGAUGCAGCCGCUGCGUUUCGAAGAAGCAAAUCUUGCGGUGAAGGAUGUGCUUGCCAGCCACCGCUCGAUGUCGACAUGAUGGUGCACAAAUCAAGAAAUGGACAUCAUCAUCACCAUGACUUCUCUUCAUCCAACGCCAAGACUCUCUCUCAGAAGAGUAGCGGAAACAACUCUUUCUUCUCAAAAACAGACUCUAACAAAAGCAAUAUCAAUACCGCAAAUCCGAAAAGCAUCAACACGUUCGAAGACAGGUUCAAAUGCAGCGCUUUGUGUCUCUACCUACCAGGUUUUAGCAAAGGAAAACCCAUAAGAUCAUCUCGUAAAGGUGACUCCUCGUACACUAGAAUCACCACGAUGACUUCUAAUCAAUCCAUGGCAAGAACCGUUUCCAUUAGAGACACUACGGUGCUGUCCGCUCGAGCCUCUUUAGAGCGGUUCGAGUGCGGUUCAUGGACGUCUUCAGCUAUGAUUUACGAGGACAGUGCUGAUCUCGGUGGACAUUUUUUCGACUUGCCUUCUGAACUGAUCAAAGGUGGUCCGGGUGGUAAUGAUCAAGAUGAUCCUGUUUCUGCCGCUUUCGUGUUCGACAAGGAACCUAACUUAGAGAAAGAGAUCAAAGGUGUUUUGAAGACUUCUGGCUCGAAAUCAAGAAGGUCUAUGGAGUCGCCGCCACUUCACGUUCGGUUCUCGACUUCGUCACCGGUUUCUUAUCCGACGUCUCCGACACAUGCAAUCACGCCACGGUUGCUACAAGCCACCGUGGGUUUUAGUGGUUUCAUGGAAGCUCAAACCGUAUGAAUAAUAAAUGGAGGAUUUUUAACAAUUUAUUUAUUUAUGUUAAUAAACCACUGAAGUUAAUCAAAUUAUUAACAUUUCAAGUUAAUUUUAUACGUUUUGUAUUGUAAAGAAACGAAUAAACCCGGAAAAGUGAAAAGAUUUGUUAGUAUUUGAUAAUUUGACACAUGCAAUAAUAUAUUGGGUGAUUCCCAGUAUUAUUUACUCAGAUUUUCAUAUAAUUUUGUGAUUC
This is a messenger RNA of Brassica napus (rape), 1868 nucleotides long. RefSeq lists its product as uncharacterized. The record is from RefSeq and is a predicted model, not a curated record. The coding region runs from base 473 to 1639 and encodes 388 amino acids. Gene Ontology annotation, cellular component: chloroplast thylakoid membrane. Gene Ontology annotation, biological process: photosystem I assembly; response to photooxidative stress. The transcript has a single exon. NCBI's taxonomy places the organism in Eukaryota, Viridiplantae, Streptophyta, Magnoliopsida, Brassicales, Brassicaceae.